Messenger RNA from Seminavis robusta, 714 nucleotides. The record is from the annotation of a GenBank genome assembly. Lineage: Eukaryota; Bacillariophyta; Bacillariophyceae; Naviculales; Naviculaceae.
AUGGUUGACAGAUUGGAAUUCCUCCAGGACCAGUUGGAACUCAAUUCCACCAAAGCAAAACAUGAAUUUGUUGGGAAAGCUCCAACUAUCUUGACCUUCACAAAGGACCUCUUGGAGGAGAAGAUUAUGAGGUACCAAUUGUCUUCCCUUGGCCUCACAAAAAGGGAAGUGGCCAAAGUGAUUAGGAAGCAACCCACAUUGCUUGGCAGUAGCAUUGAAAACAACUUGGAACCUUCACUGAAGUGGCUUAUUGAUCGAUUUGGCCAGUCCGCAGCAGAAAAGAUGGUGACAGCUCUACCUGCCAUUCUGGCAUACAGCGUGCGAAACAAGCUGGAGUCCCAGAUGCAGUAUUUCCAAGAGCGUUUCCCAUUGGAUGAUGAUGAGCUUGUGAGCUUGGUGUCGGAAAGACCACAGCUAUUUACGGUUGCCCAAAGCACCAUGGAGGAAAAGAUACAAUUUUUUAUAGAGUUUGUGGGAGGAGGGGAGGCGGAUGCAAUGGAGCAGAUCCUUCAAUGCCUGGUUGCUUUGACUUAUAGCCUCAAGAAACGGCUGCGAUCAAGGUGGGAAGAAGUAUUGGAGCUUGAGCUGCCACAGCAUGGAUUCACAGUACCAAUGUCCAGUUUGGCAAGUUAUCCACCAGCUCGAUGGGAAAAGUAUUUGGACCGAAGAAGGAAGCUCAUAGUUGAAAGAAAGGCAGAACACCAGUCAUUCUAA